CCCCCCGCUGCGGAACGUCACUGAAAGAGAGAGGACAGCAUCUUGGCCGACCCAGCUCUUAGAUAACUGAAUGUUAGCCAGCCAAACAGGACCGACCUCACUCUUUUUCUGUGUGAGCCCUCCAGCCACAGGCGCACAGCCCGUGGAGAGGCAUGUCACAGCUGAAAGACACCCAGCCCUCCCUGAUCUGCGUGGAAAGGCAGCAGAGCGCGACCAUUUUCCAGCUUUACGCACGGGCUAUUAACCUUCUUUAUUCGCAAGCCUGAUAUAAAUCGGAUCUCUGCCUGGGCUUUGUGGCGCUUUUUAAAAUUACCUAUAUGAUAAUCAUGAUUCCCAGUCCAGCUGUAGCUGCGUCCACCACGCCCUUUUCCGUGAAGGACAUUCUAAAGCUGGAGCUGCAGCAACAGUCUCAGCAGCAACAGCUUCAGCUGAUCUCCUGCUUCGGCCUCUCCGGCGCGCUGGCACAGUCGGGAUCCUUCCCAAACAAGCCGUUCGGCUCUCACUCGCCGCCCUCCUGCAUGCUGGCGGGCAGGGACAGCCCCAGCCCCAUCAGCUCCUGCCUGUCGGAGAGCGAGGAGAGGAUGUCGUACCUUAGCGCGCUGAGCGUUCAGGACCGACUGACGGAGUCCGGAUUGGCCGCGGAUGUGUUCGGAGACCCGGCACAAAUUCAUUCCGCAGACCCGCACCUGCAGAGCGAACAGGAGGAGCACGGCGGCAAAAGCUGUGGUGCUCUGAGAGGCGAGUGUGGAGAGGACACAGAGUCAGAGAAGCCCGUCACCAAGCAGCAGAGGACCAGGAGGAAGCCCCGCGUCCUUUUCUCCCAGGCCCAGGUGUUCGAGCUGGAGCGGCGCUUCAAGCAGCAGCGCUACCUGUCCGCCCCAGAGAGGGAGCACCUGGCCAGCUCCCUGAAGCUCACCUCCACCCAGGUCAAGAUCUGGUUCCAGAACAGGAGGUACAAAUGUAAGAGGCAGCGACAAGACAAGACGCUUGAGAUCGCGGGGCACCACCAUCACCACCAUCAUCAUCACCAUCCACCACCGCCGCGGAGGGUGGCGGUGCCGGUCCUGGUCCGGGACGGGAGGCCUUGUCUGGCCGGAUCGCAGAACUAUAACAGUCCUUACACAGUAGCAGCUCCGAAUCCUUACAGCUACAACUACCCGGCCUACAGCUACAACAACUCUGUGUACAAUAACACAUACUCUUGUACUUAUGCUAGUUUGCCCGCUCUUCCACCGAGCAACAGCGCUCCGAAUGCGUUCAUGAACAUGAAUUUGGGAAAUCUGGGCGCGCAGACGCAAAGCCAGGCUCCUCAAGGACCGGUGAUCCAACCCUGCCAGGGAACCCUGCAGGGCAUCCGGGCAUGGUAGCUGGGACAGGCUUCAACGGAUUAAUGAAUGGACUCAAGAUUACGAUCAUGCAAACUAUAUGUUGGCUUUAAGUAGGUGUAGCGAAUGAAGUAACCAUAAACCACAGACUGGGAUGAAAAAUUACAAUAUUGAAGAUUCAUUUCUUUAGAUCUACUUGGACUAUUUGCAAGUGUUAGACUAUGGAUGUAAAGUAAUCCUAAAAUAACAGAAACUGAUAUGUGCAUUUCUGAAUUGCAAUUAGCUUUUAAACAAUUAAAUCUGGAGUUUGGACAAUUAAAUGUUGGAUGAAGAGGAAGGGGCCUGCUUCAAUGGAGCCAUAACAAAACCACAAGUCAUUGCAAGCGCUUCGUGCGUACAGUAUUAUGUUGAGAUUUUUUACUACUCGUGUACAGCUUUACUUGUGUUUAAUACUGUUUUUGUUUUUCUUUUUAUGGAUGAUACUGAAAGUCUAUAAAUGCAAUAAAACUGGCGAUUAACAGGAUCUGAGCGGUGCAGUGACUAAGCAUUAAUAUGAGAAUAAUCGACGGAGUGAAGAAAGAAAACCAGACAAAAAGCACAACUUGACUUAGUGUUUGUCUCUUUCUGUGCCUAAUGGCACGCUUUCUGUUCAGAUUGCCCCUCUAAAAUGUUAUCCGGUGAGUUUUAUUCCAACAUUUUUCUAAGUUUCA
Messenger RNA from Xiphophorus maculatus (southern platyfish), 2035 nucleotides. It is a transcript of the gene nkx2.3, whose product is annotated as NK2 homeobox 3. Gene Ontology annotation, molecular function: DNA-binding transcription factor activity, RNA polymerase II-specific; RNA polymerase II cis-regulatory region sequence-specific DNA binding. NCBI's taxonomy places the organism in Eukaryota, Metazoa, Chordata, Actinopteri, Cyprinodontiformes, Poeciliidae. The record is from RefSeq and is a predicted model, not a curated record. Gene Ontology annotation, biological process: cell differentiation; regulation of transcription by RNA polymerase II. The coding region runs from base 318 to 1367 and encodes 349 amino acids. The transcript has 2 exons. Gene Ontology annotation, cellular component: nucleus.